UUUAAUCUGUGUUAAAGAGUUUUGAAGGCUGACGUUGGACUGUUGUGCACACUGCACAAUGCGUAUCAAAUGUUUACAUGUUAAGUUCGGCGCAAUGUUUAGUUAUAUUUAAAUAAUCAGCUAGUGUAUUGUUCCUUUUUAGAAUAAAUUAUAAUUUAUGAAUUAUAGAAGAUGUACCUAUCAGACUUAAAAGAUCUUGUGUCAAGUUUAGCAGUUAUAACUACGAUACUACAAUUUUUAUCUGGCUCUCUCGUUUGCAAACAAUAUGUGGUUAAUGGGACAACAUCAGAAUCUUCGCCGCUACCUUUUAUAUGCGGCUUUAUAUCAUCGGGUCUCUGGCUUUUGUAUGGACUGACAAAACAGGACAAUAAAAUAAUUUUAGUUAAUAGUUUUGGUAUAGUUUUAACGGUCUCAUAUGUUUUAGUAUUUUAUAUUUACACUAUCAAGAAAACAUCUGUGUUAAGGCAAUUUUUACUGUCUAUUACAAUAUAUGUCUUCACAAUUGGCUAUAUGUCAGUGGAGGAAGACAAUGAAGUACUUUUGAGUAGAUUAGGGUUAUCAGCCUGUUCUCUUACUUUGUUAACAAUUGCUGCACCAAUGAUCAAGCUUUUUUAUGUUAUUAGAACAAAAUGUACAGAUUGUCUUCCUUUUCCAAUGAUAUUCAUGUCAUUGAUUGUGUCAAGUCUGUGGUUUGUUUAUGGUGUAAUAGAAGAAGAUAUAUAUCUAUCGGUACCAAAUUUUAUUGGUGUUGUCUUGGCCUUGGCGCAGCUUUCAUUGUUUGUGAUAUUUCCUAGUAUUCCACAUUCACCUCUUAUAUCUAAGACAACUCUAGCUUAAUUAAAAAAAUAAUUAAAGAAGAAUGCAAGGUAAAUAGUUAUUUUCCAUAAUUUUUAGAAAAAGUAUUUGUUCUAUAAUAUAUGCAUAUAUAUUUUAAUAGAUGACUAGAAGACUAAGCUUUUUAAAUAAAUUCAAGUUAAACAUAUUUCUGGUGCCAUUGUUUACAUAAAAUAGAAAAAAUUGCAAAUGAGCAAAUGAUUUUGUCAUUGAAUAAAUGUAUAUUGUUCAAAAUAGAUCUACAAGUGACAAUUUAUGCAAUAAAUUAAAGUAUUAUAAUUGUUUUCUUUAAUGAAUCUAUUUAGCUUAUAUAAAACUAGAUUCCAAUUUUUUUUUUUACAAAAUGGGAAUACAUUAUAAAGAUAAUCUUGUCACUAAAAGUUCAAAUAAUAGAAUUAACAGUAUUUUCACUUUUAUUGUGUAAUAUAACUUAGUCAUUGACUUGGUUUCAUAUAUUUAUAAGGUGAAUAAUAUUGUAGAGAGAGAAACUAUCCCUUAAGCCUUUACAUAUCCAUAGAGAAUGCAUAGAGCUGCUGGCUAGCUGACCAGUAGAAGGGUAUAAAAGUUCGAAAUACA
Vanessa tameamea is the source of this 1410-nucleotide messenger RNA. RefSeq names its product sugar transporter SWEET1 (gene slv). The transcript is spliced from 5 exons. Gene Ontology annotation, molecular function: sugar transmembrane transporter activity. Gene Ontology annotation, cellular component: membrane. Lineage: Eukaryota; Metazoa; Arthropoda; Insecta; Lepidoptera; Nymphalidae. The record is from RefSeq and is a predicted model, not a curated record. Bases 172 to 837 code for a protein of 221 amino acids. Gene Ontology annotation, biological process: carbohydrate transport.